AUGAAGUCUGCUGGAACUGUUGAUCAGAAUUUAUUUACUGACACCUACUGUAAGGUAUGCAGUGCCCAGCUGAUCUCGGAGUCUCAGAGAGUGGCACAUUAUGAGAGUCGGAAACAUGCCAGCAAGGUUCGACUUUACUAUAUGCUUCACCCAGUUGAUGGAGGAUGUCCAGCAAAGAAACUCAGGUCGGAAAAUGGAAGUGAUGAUGGAGAUGUGGACAAGAACAAAUGCUGCACACUCUGUAAUAUGUCAUUUACCUCUGCAGUGGUGGCACAGUCACAUUACCAAGGCAAAAUUCAUGCCAAAAGGCUAAGACUAUUGCUGGGAGAGGAGCCGCCUUUGGGAACAGAACCAAAGCAGAUUUCCUCGAAGCCCAGUCCAAUAACAAACCCCUCGCGACAGAGAAGGGAUUCAGACAGGUUCUGUCAGCUCUGCAAUGCCUGGUUUAAUAAUCCAAUGAUGGCCCAACAACACUACGAUGGUAAAAAACACAAGAAGAAUGCAGCACGAGCAGAUUUAUUAGAGCAGCUCGGUCAGACACUAGACCCUGAAGCACUCCGAGGUUUCUGUUUAGUAAUAACACUGAAGCGCAGUUACACCUGCAGUUUGUGUCAUAUGAUCCUAAAUUCCAUAGAACAGUACCAUGCCCAUCUACAGGGAUCCAAACAUCAGACCAAGUAA
This is a messenger RNA of Carcharodon carcharias (great white shark), 681 nucleotides long. It is a transcript of the gene zmat4a, whose product is annotated as zinc finger, matrin-type 4a. The transcript is spliced from 6 exons. The record is from RefSeq and is a predicted model, not a curated record. Gene Ontology annotation, cellular component: nucleus. Lineage: Eukaryota; Metazoa; Chordata; Chondrichthyes; Lamniformes; Lamnidae. Gene Ontology annotation, molecular function: nucleic acid binding; zinc ion binding. Bases 1 to 681 code for a protein of 226 amino acids.